This is a messenger RNA of Volvox carteri f. nagariensis, 1695 nucleotides long. RefSeq lists its product as uncharacterized. Gene Ontology annotation, biological process: spliceosomal tri-snRNP complex assembly. The record is from RefSeq and is a predicted model, not a curated record. NCBI's taxonomy places the organism in Eukaryota, Viridiplantae, Chlorophyta, Chlorophyceae, Chlamydomonadales, Volvocaceae. The coding region runs from base 1 to 1695 and encodes 564 amino acids. The transcript is spliced from 10 exons.
AUGGCAAGAAGUGUGCCUUAUACAGUGCAGCUUGAGGCUGAUGUCGCGCAGCAGUUGGCGGACCAAGGCGGUGCGCUACUUGUCCUUGGCCUUCCGGAGGGCUCAUACUUUGGUAUUGAUCAUAUGGCCUUCCGAUGCGGUCCCCGCUUUCGUGGCGUUAAAAUGCUGCCUCCAGGACCUCACUUUGUGUGCUACAGCGUCCCCGGCUCGGAACAACGCGGCGGCGGUAUGAGCCCGGUGACCGGUUUCUUCUUCAAUGUCAAGGCUGCGCCUGGCAAAGCAGCAGGAGAAGUCUCCACCGACAAUGUCAUCGUACGGAAGUAUGACGCUGCUGGGGAGCUGCUGGUGGAGCUGCCGGACGAAGAGGCACAGCGCUACGCGCUGGGUGUACGGCGGUACGAGUUUGACUGGGGGUUGGCGCCGUACAAUCUCCACGCGUGGCGGCAGUGGCGGGAGUUAACAAGCUGCCUGGACGAGCGAAUUAUUGACGCGAUCCAGCCCGUGGGGGUGAACAUCUGUACGGCAGCAGAGGCGGAGUUGGACGAGCAGGACGGUGGUGGUGGUGGGGCGGGCGGGGUGGAGGGUCGGCCCAGGACGGAGGCGGAGGCGCGGCUGCGGCAGCAACUGCUGGAGGGUCGUACAGCUCGCAAGGCAGCUGCAGCUGCUGCUGCUGCCGUACAACCACCACCACCACCAGCUGCUGUACCUGAGGCCCCACCUCCUCCCCCUCCCCCACCCCCUCCCACUGCCGCCACGUCCGCCCCCGGGGACCGCACCUCGGGUCCUUCCGAUAUGGAGGUGGAGGACGGAGGGGGCGGGGGAGGGGGAGGGGGAGGGGGUUUGGAGAGGGGAACAAUGCACGCAGUAGCAGCAGCAGCAGUAGCAGCGAGAGGAACAGCUUCAGUGGAUAACGGCAGUACCUCAGCGACGGAGGGCGGCGGCAUGAAGAGCAGCACCUCGUCAGGGCGGUGUUUCUACUCGGUGGUGCCUCGACUGGUGAAGGAAGCAGGUCUCACCGCCGCACAGCUGACCGCGCUCAACAUGGACCGCAGUGCCCAGCUGGAGGCGCUGGCGGUCAAUCGCUGGGGGGGAGAUGUGGCGGCGGUGGUGGGGGAGAUGCAGUUUGCAUUCGUCGCCUUCGUGUACGGACAGUCACUACAAAGCUUCUACCAGUGGCGGUCCCUGGUGACUCUGUUCCUCAACUGCGAGGCGGCGGCGCUGGGGGGAAAGAGCCGCCACGCCGCCACCUUCGCCGCAUUCCUGGCGGCGCUGAGGGCACAGCUUGCAUGCGCCCUGGCUGACACGGCUGACAGCGCUGCUGGUGUCCUUGAGAGCAAAGAAGACCUUGUGGCUGCUGCGACCCACGGGUCAUCCUCCCUGCUGGUUGAGGAAGUGUUGCUGGCGGGGGGGGGUCGGGACUGCUUCCUGCGUCGCCACCUGGACAGCUGGUUCGAGGUGCUUCGGGAGGCGGAGCCGGGGGAGGUGGAUAGCAGGCUGCUGUACGAGGCGACCCAGCUUCGUGCCCUGCUCAGCAGGACGGUUGGCUGGCAGUUCGAUGGUGUGGAGCAUGGCGACCCUACUCCAAUCGAUGUUCGACCGACCUACACUUACCCGGUCCUAGGGGAGGAUGACGACGACGAGUACUCGCCGGUGGUGGUGGAGCUGGGCCCCCAGGCCGAUUGGGAGGGGCAGUGA